CUAGAUGAAACUUGUAAGGAUUUUAUCCGCUUUUUGCGUUAUUCCAGUGGUUUCAAUGCACUUUUAAAAUGCGUGGAUAACAAACAUGAUGACGGGAUCUCCCCCUUGAAAACAAAAUGUAGAACAUAUUCGUGAAAGCCUACCAAGUGUUGACAGCAAGGAGGUGUUUACGAUGGCUGUGCUGUAACAUCAGUGUGACUCAGGUUUGGUGCAUUGUCUGGCGAUGCGAUGAUAUGCUGCUCGGAUGGGGUUAGAAAUGGAAAAUCUUUGUGGGACGUCAAAACCUCGACACCUUGACUAAUGACGAUCGCAGGAAAUCACUGAUUAUUUUCAUCUGCCCUGGCUUGUGCAUGACGACGUUCCUGUAAAAUAAGAAUUGUGGGUAUGGAGGAGAGUACUGAGGAGCUGAGGGAGGAGUGGACCUUGCUCCUCUGGACCACGGUUGCUGUUCUGGUCCCAGUGCUCAUUACGCUGUGGUGCAGCUUCCAGCGUCUUAAACGCAAAGUUCAGCUGAAAGAUCUGUUCCGAAAGAGCAAACACGGCUGGCACUACACAGAUCUGUUCAACAAGCCCACCUACUGCUGCGUGUGUUCUCAGCCCAUCCUGCAGGGGGCGUUCUGUGACUGCUGCGGCAUAUGUGUGGAUGAGCAGUGCAUACAGAGGGCAGAUCGCAUCCUCUCGUGUAAGGAGAUCAUGACACAGAGACAGACAGAUGGGAGGUUUUACCAUCAGUGGGUCAGGGGAAAUGUGCCCCUCGCCAGCUACUGUGCCGAGUGCAAACAGCAAUGCGGGACUCAACCUAAACUUUGCGACUAUAGGUGUGUGUGGUGUCAGACCACAGUGCAUGAUGACUGCCUUUCUAGUCUGAAUGAUGAUCUGUGUGAUCUUGGAGAGUUCCGCUCUCUUGCUGCAGGGUGUGGGAGUGGCUGGACUCCGGUUCUGGUCUUGGCAAACACAAGAAGUGGCAACAACAUGGGGGAAGUUUUGCUGGGAGAAUUUCGUACCCUCCUGAACCCCAUGCAGGUGUUUGAUCUCUCCGAGCUGCCCCCCUCUAAAGCCCUGCAGCUGUGUACUCUUCUGCCCCCAGGCAGCGUGCAUGUUCUGGUGUGUGGGGGAGAUGGCACAGUAGGCUGGGUUCUGGAUGCCAUUGAUACCAUGAAGCUGAAGGGUCAGGAUCAGUUUAUCCCUCUUGUGACGAUCCUGCCGUUGGGAACAGGAAAUGAUUUAGCAAACUCUUUAGGAUGGGGAGCAGGAUAUGCUGGAGAGAUUCCAGUAGAACAGGUGCUCAGGAAUGUUCUAGAGGCUGAGGUAGUCAAAAUGGACAGGUGGAAAGUUCAAGUUGUCUCCAAAGGAAACUAUUUUCGUAAGCCAAAGGUGUUGUCCAUGAAUAAUUAUUUCUCAGUGGGUCCUGAUGCUCUCAUGGCAUUGAACUUCCAUGCACACAGAGAGAAAACGCCCUCCUUUUUCUCCAGCCGAAUCAUCAAUAAGGCAGUGUACUUCCUCUAUGGUACCAAAGAUUGUUUAGUGCAAGAAUGUAAAGAUCUGGAUAAGAGGAUUGAGCUGGAGCUGGAUGGAGAGCAAGUGAAUUUGCCCAGUCUGGAGGGGAUAAUAGUGUGCAAUAUCGGCUACUGGGGCGGUGGCUGUAGACUGUGGGAGGGAAUGGGAGAUGAACCCUAUCCUCCAACACGUGUGGAUGAUGGUUUAUUAGAGGUGGUGGGGGUGUAUGGUUCAUUCCACUGUGCACAGAUCCAGGUGAAACUGGCCAAUCCUGUGAGGCUGGGACAGGCACAUACAAUACGGCUGGUGUUGUUGAAGAGUUCUAGGAUGCCAAUGCAGGUGGAUGGAGAGCCAUGGGCGCAGGGUCCAUGCACCAUCACCAUUACCCAUAAGACUCAGGCCCUCAUGCUGUACCACAGUGCAGAACAGACAGAUGAUGAUGACUCCAGCGCCUCAGAGGGUGAAGAACGCUCAGCCGAUCACAUUGACACAACUAGCAACACACAGGAAACAGUGACAGAGUCUUAGUAAGGCUGUAAUCACUCUGUCUGUGCUAUUUCCACCCCAGAAAGUAGCACAGCAUGAAAGGAAGACACCCUGAUGUGAUAAAUGUCUGAUGUCAUAAACGUAAAUGUACAUAAUGUGAAUGUGCUGCUCUAGUAAUAACAUCUGCAGUGGUUAUUUCUGAGUUAAAAAGCCCCUUCUCUCUCAAGCACAUCUUGUGGACAGUUUGUUCUCAAAUUGUCCACAAGAUGUCUAUCUCUGACAUUGGUUUUGUAGAUUUGCGUGCAUAAUUUUAUUUAUUUUUCCUGCCAGGGAGUGCUACCCGGAAGCUCUAAGAAGUGGCUCAGGUUUUAGCCAUUUAGUCCACAAUGGAAUCAUAUUCAGUUGUUAGCAGAGCUCAGGCAAUCAUAAAAAAGAGAAUUCAGUCCAGUGGAGAAUGUUACAAACAAAGCUGCUUAAACACCAAUGUUUUGCACUGAUCUUGAGUGCCAUAGGUCUGUGAAAAUACAACUCGUUGCAGAAAUCUUGUAUUUGAGUUGUAUAAAUUAAGCUGUGAAAUAAUUUUAUUUAGGACAUUAUGUUUUGUUUCACCUUUGCACUGCUUGAAUCUAGAGUAGAUUGUGAAUGGACUUGCCAUUGAUAUCUUAUUGUUUUGCAGCUAUUCAACUUGUGUUAUUGUUUUCGUUUAUGAAAUAGCAGUAAAAUGUUUCAGAGCACUGGAUUAAGAUACAUUCUUUAUUUUGCUGUUUGCAUACUCUGAUCAUCAGGCAUUUUUAUUGUGUUUUAUUCAUUGUUCAUUUUCUCCACUUUUCCAUAGAGAUUUGUUAUGUUUUUAUGCAUCCUGCUUGAGUAAAAUUUACUUUGCCUAGAAUAUAUCCACCCUAAUAGGCUUUCUGAGUAUUUUCUUUAGUCCCACUCUUCCAAGUCUGUCUGCUUUCGGUGCAAUUGUAGCAUAAGAAUGGUAAUGUUCUUGAAAAACUAAGCCAGGAUAGAAAAGAAAAACAGCGUUAGGAGUGGUAUGUGUCAUACAUUUCAUAUAUUCACAUCUAUGGCUUUCCUAUUGGUAAAGCACUCAAGCACAUGACAUUCUCUCCCUGAACUAGUGUCACCUCUCUUUGCAGGAGUUGCAUAUAUUAUCCAUUAAAACCUUGUUUGAUAAAUCUGAGGUUUUGCUGAUGUAAUGCCUCUGAGUAGUUUAUAAUGUGGUUUAGUUCAUUUCAUAGUUAAUUUCAUGUUCAGAGUGAUGUAUACUUAAACAAUCUUACAGAUUGUUAAGAGAACUGUAAUUUAAAUGACAGCCAUUUUUCAUGCAUAAUUGUGAAGGAGAUUUAGGUACAUUUUUUGGAAGCUAAAAGGUUAACAAGAGUGUUACCAAAAUAUUCAAGAUACAGUAUUGUCGUAGAAUUUUUUCUUCUUAAAUCAAGAACACGCAACACAGCUAGACUUUUAAAGUCUUUUAAAUUUUUAUUCUUGCAAGAAGGUCAGGCAAUACAGCAGUGAGCACCGCCAUAUGUGUGACAAAAAUAAGUGAGCAUGCAUCUCUACUUUUAUACACUUUGGCCCAUUGUUUUCCCAAUGGUCGUCUCCUUAAUACCAUAUAUAGCUAAGAAAGCGUGAUAAAUACUUGAUAUGUCUCAUUCCUCAUGUAGCGUCUUCCCGAAAUUCAAGAUGGUAUCGUUUUUCCUAAGCAAGUGAGAACAAGCAGGUCAUUGUGACAUCUCCUCAUAUUCAGACCACACAGGCCUCACACGUCAACUCUCAUAUAGCAUUUCAUAAUAUCAAAGCAAUAUUUCAGUUAAUAUAUGAAGUAAAUAUGGAUAUAAUUGAUUAAUUGAAAUUUUCCCUUACAGUAUAUAUCCUUUUUUCUCAGCAGUCUGAAUAUUUCCGUUAAAUUAUCUUCAUCAGUUGUAUAACAAAAUGCAGACUGCUGUAUUAGUCUUACUCAGCUUAGAAAUAUCUGACAACUUGAGAAUGCUUCUACACCUUGAGAAAGGAUAAAAUCAAAAUGGUGUUGUUUGUUUUUUGAUUAGUGUCAUGAAAAAUGACUUUUCCCUGUUAUGUUUAUGUGUAUAAAUACUGAAGCAGUGGUUGUGAUGAAAACAUUUUCUUUACAACCGUAAUUCCCCCACCCCCCUCCCCCCUGAAGACACCUGUCAUAUUCCUAAAACUAGACUUCACACAUGCUCUAAAUGUGUCAAAGGGGAUUUAAACAAGAAUAUUAUUCUCCUUGGGACUACUAGUUUAUCAUUUUAAUAUUUUGGGAGUGUUACGUUAAAUGGGAAUCUCUGUAUUGAAUAUUGAAAUAUUUUGCACUGACUUCUGUAUGCUAGAAACAACGUGGUUAACACCCAUGGCUUAUGUCUUGUUUUUCAAACGCAAAUGAAGCCUAGUUUUUAUCUGACAGUAGCUGCUCCUGGCAUUGUUUAAUGUUUAACUAGGCUUGUUUGAAUGUUCCCAGGUAACAUACCAACAUAUAUUACAAGUUGGAGAUGAUAUAAACAAUAGAACAUAAAGAAAUCUUUGGUCAAAGAUUUGGUGUUUUUUUUAUUAUUUUUGAAUUUUUUAUUGUUCAGCACCGAAAACAAUGUGAGCUGCACAAAUUAACAAUCAACAUUACAGGAGCAGGAUUAAGUCAUCCCAGAACAAUUUCACAAAUGUGAUCAAUACAACAGAAGAUGAGAGAGAAAGAAUAAUAAAUUAGAUAUUAUUUAUUCUUAUAUGAGACAUGGCCAUUUCAUGCCUUUAUUGGUAUUAUUCUGAUAUUUUACUUUAUGUAUAUUUCCCCCCACUCUGAAUAAAAAUGUAAUAUAUUUUCAUGUAGAUUUUUAAAAUAAUAUUCAGUUACUCUAUAUGAUGUAUCAACCAAAAUUGUAAUAUUGCAUAAAGCAAACAAUAAAUGCCUUACUACUAAACUUUCUGAGCUAUAUUUUUAGAUUGGUACAAUAUUUCCUUACUGCAAAGUGAAACCUGUAUUAUUUUGUUUUAGAUUUGUUUCUGAUAACACAACAUACAUCUUUCAUAUAUAUAUAUAUAUUUGUUAUAACGGUUUGAUUUACAUAUAUACAUGGCUACUGGUGUUAAACUUGUUGGUUUGACAGAAUUACACAUGCUUAUAAACUGACUGGACCCAGCCAGGAUACUUUGAUCAGGAACCAAAACAACUCUAUCUGGAGCACACUGCCAAUGGACUUUACCCAUCUGAUAAAACCAACAAAUGUCAAUUGUGAUAAUGUGAGGAUAUUAAACACUUCAAACUCACAACUAAAAUCUCCAAAAAUAACAGAAACAAAGAGAACAAAGUAAGAUUAAAUAAUGUGUCACAUUUGCAAAUCUCAUUAUGUACAAUUAAUUUUCCCCUUUCUGGAACAAUGACCAUUUAUUACACCGCUCUCUGUAAUACUUGAUUUUAGUCAAUCGUACCAAUCAAGUCAAAUAUUUCUGUAUAAUGACCACUAAACUUUUUAACUGACUGUUGUCUUGCUCUUUUUUUCAAAUAAAAUAUUUUCAACAUAGCUGUGCUAGUGUCUCUUGUAUCACUCUGAAGUCUUGUUCUUCUCACUUAAAUCAUUUCAGCCUAAAUCAAUAUUUAAUUUUCUUUUAUGUGGUAAGUAGCCAUAUAAUAGAAUAAGUCAUUAUUGCAAAUGCAAUACAAACCUCCUCACUUUUGAGUUUUUUUUUAAUGACAGUUGGACUGCAUUAGCCUUUAGAUAUCAUCCAUCCAUCAAUCUAAUUAAUUAAUUACAUUUUUUAUUUUUUUUUGGUCAACAUUAAAAGAUAUUACUGGACAUUUAUAGAUUAAAAAGACUGCUUUAUGCAUUCUGUACAAUCACAACACACCUAAAUUAGAAUUAAAAAGAUUAUUUGCAUCAAACCUGACUAGUUUAAAC
This is a messenger RNA of Sinocyclocheilus anshuiensis, 5888 nucleotides long. RefSeq names its product diacylglycerol kinase epsilon-like. The coding region runs from base 385 to 2025 and encodes 546 amino acids. Gene Ontology annotation, molecular function: ATP-dependent diacylglycerol kinase activity. The transcript is spliced from 11 exons. Gene Ontology annotation, biological process: phospholipase C-activating G protein-coupled receptor signaling pathway. Gene Ontology annotation, cellular component: membrane. The record is from RefSeq and is a predicted model, not a curated record. Lineage: Eukaryota; Metazoa; Chordata; Actinopteri; Cypriniformes; Cyprinidae.